Myxozyma melibiosi is the source of this 2450-nucleotide messenger RNA. Its product is annotated as MFS sugar transporter. The transcript has a single exon. Gene Ontology annotation, cellular component: membrane. Gene Ontology annotation, molecular function: transmembrane transporter activity. Lineage: Eukaryota; Fungi; Ascomycota; Lipomycetes; Lipomycetales; Lipomycetaceae. The record is from RefSeq and is a predicted model, not a curated record. Gene Ontology annotation, biological process: transmembrane transport. Bases 470 to 2389 code for a protein of 639 amino acids.
CUUCGGGCAAAAACUCAAACCCAUCGCUGUGCCUCUCGUCGGUCGUUGUUCGCCUGUGGUUGCGCGAAGAACCUGCGCUGCUGCUGCUGCUGCUGCUCUGCCUGAUCUUCGUCUGCUGCUGCCUGUUCUGAUUCAUGAAAUAGUGCUGCUGUCAUCUGACGCUCUGUUCUCUGUUUCUCUGUUCUGUUCCGCUGUUCUGGUCGUGACCACUGGCUUCUCCGCAUUUCCGUCGGCGUGAGUGGGCGUCCUCUUCUCCGCUGUUCGGAUAACGUCAUAUACUUCUGUCUCCGUUCUCCAUCCUUGCGGUGACCUCUGCUGUACCGUACCUCGCUCUGCUCCUUGUCCGCCUUUGGCUUUCGGAUCCUAUCUGCAAACUCUCUGAUCCCGCCUAUAUAUAUAACUAUGAUCAUCCCUACCCCGCCACUCGCUCUCUUCCCCACACUCUUCUCUCCCUUGCUGCAAACCCACCAUGUCGCAAGCAAAGAAAUUCGCCCCCUCGGCAUCAAAUGUUGAAAACUCCGCCGCCGUCGUCGACACCUCCUCGACCUCCUCUGGCGUGGACCACUCCCGUCUGCCCCGCGCUGACGACGACACAACCCUGCGCGAGAAAGACAACCUGAACGGUCUUGUUGAUCCCAACAACCCGCUAAUCGGAAUAUCCGAAGAGGAGCUCCUCGCCUCGGCUACCGCCUACGCCAUGGAGCACGACAUGGAGGACUACGUCGACGAGUUCAGGAAAGGUGCGCUCAUCGCGCAAAACCCGGCUGGUCUAGGUAGAGACAUCAGCAUGCUCACCGACGCCGACCGCCAGUCUCUACUCUACGAAUACGAGCACCGCUGGUCGCAGCCCAAGGCGCUGUAUUCCCUCGUCGUCCUGUGCUCGCUGGCGGCAGCCGUGCAGGGUAUGGACGAGACCGUCAUCAACGGCGCGAAUCUGUUUUACCCCUCGCAGUUCGGCAUCGGCUCGAACUCGGACUACGACACCUGGAUCGUCGGACUGGUCAACUCCGGUCCUUAUCUCUGCUGCGCGGUUAUCGGAUGCUGGAUCUCGGGCCCGAUGAACAACUUCUUUGGUCGCCGGGGAACGAUCUUCAUCUCCUGUCUGAUCGCGGCCGCGACCUGUAUCUGGGGUGCGUGCACCAAUACCUGGUGGCAUCUCUUCAUCUCGCGGUUCUUCCUCGGUCUCGGCAUCGGCGCAAAGUCCGCGACUGUGCCCGUCUACUCUGCCGAGUGCACGCCCGCCGUCAUCCGCGGCGCGCUCGUGAUGAUGUGGCAGAUGUGGACCGCGUUCGGGAUCAUGCUCGGCUACGUCGCCGACGUGGCCUUCUACUACGUGCCCGACAAGCACAACAUCACGGGUCUCAACUGGCGCCUGAUGAUCGGCUCGGCCUGUUUCCCCGCGAUCCUCGUCUGCGCACAGGUGUUUUUCUGCCCAGAGUCGCCGCGCUGGUACAUGGGCCGGAACCAGCACCGCAAGGCGUUUGAGUCGAUGCAGGUCCUGCGCGGCAACGACCUGCAGGCUGCGCGGGAUGUGUAUUACAUGCAUGUCUUGCUCGUGCAGGAGCAGGAGCUCAAGCGCGGACAUAACCUCAUCCGCGAGCUCGUGACGAUCCCGCGCAACCGCCGCGCCGCGCUCGCGUCGUGGAUUGUGAUGUUUAUGCAGCAGUUUUGCGGAGUCAACGUGAUUGCGUACUACUCGUCCUCGAUCUUCCAGGACUCGGGCUUCUCUGCCGUCUCGGCGCUGCUGGCCUCGAUGGGGUUUGGUAUCAUCAACUUUCUGUUUGCGAUCCCGGCCGUGUACACGAUCGACACUUUUGGUCGCCGGUGGUUGCUCCUCGUCACGUUCCCGCUCAUGGCGCUCUUCCUCCUCUUCACCGGCUUCUCGUUCUACAUCCCAGGCGAGAAAGCCCGCGUCGGCUGCGUCGCGCUCGGAAUCUACCUCUUUGCGAUCGUAUACUCGCCUGGUGAGGGCCCCGUCCCGUUCACCUACUCCGCCGAAGCCUUCCCGCUCUACAUCCGCGACCUCGGCAUGUCCUUCGCGACCGCAACCACCUGGUUCUUCAACUUCAUCCUCUCGCUCACCUGGCCCCGUCUCCAAAAAGCGUUCACAACCCAAGGCGCGUUCGGCUGGUACGCGGCCUGGAACGUGAUUGGUUUCUUCCUCGUGCUGUUCUUCGUUCCAGAGACGAAAGCGCUCACGCUCGAGGAACUAGACCGUGUCUUUGCGGUCCCGACGAGGACGCAUAUGAAGUACCAGCUCUCGAUGGCAAAGUGGUUUGUCAACGCGCGGGUGUUUGGCAAAAAGGACGCCGUGCGGCCGCCGCCUUUGUUUGAGCUGCGGUAUGUUGCGCCGGUUCGAGAUGAGGAUUUGGAGAAGGGUGCUUAUUAAAUCAUUUGCGUUGUUUUUUGUUUUUACAUGUGACAUUUACCGAGUAUACAUACAUCGUCUC